AUGGAAUUUGUGUGGGAAGAACACGAAUUUGAAUGGAAGAAGGAAGAAUGUUAUAUAUUGCGCAAGCCAGAUCCGCCGGUCCUUAUCGCAGUCACUGAACCUGAGAAGAAGAACAAGAAGGGUAUUGUCCAAUUUUUAGACUACAAUUUGUCCAGAUUUGACAUUAGUGACAAGAAGGGACUAGAAGUGCUCCUAAUUGCGUCACUGCUGUCGUUCCAAGAUCAAUCGGAGGAGUAUCGUACGCGGGCCGCUGCAGCAGAGGCAACGUCUGGUGGGUUGCGCGCCUACCAAUCAACCAAUGCCGAAACUUCUACCCCGGCGCUGCCACCCAAGCCAGGUGAGGCUCUGGUUGUGAAACUCCAGUCAAGUCACAAGCACGAACCGAAUGAAAUUGUGGUCGGAUCAGAGGGUGCCGUAGACGAAUAUGUCGACUUGGCUUGCAAUCUGCUCCAAGACGAAUCCAUGUUGUUUAUCAUGAUCCGAGCAUUAGAUGCCAACCAGGUCCAGCGGGUUGUACAGGUGGCUGAAGAGACGAAACGUACAAGGCGAAGAGCAAGAUACGAAGAAGAAUUACACCAAUAUUUGCGAUAUGAGGACGAACAAGCCAGUGGGCCAAAAGGGCCAAAGGUCAUCAAACUUGAUGGAUCUCCCCCAAAAGACUCGCCUCUGAAGGCCUACAAACCUCCCCAAACUCUAACCAUACACCUCUCCAAGAUCCCAAUGCCCGAGCUCGCACCUAUCGCUGCACCCCCUAAACCUUCUGGUAGCCAGAAAGUCCCCACCAUCCGCCGGCCUUCUCCUCCUUCAUCACGCGGGGGGACAAGCCCGUCCGGAAAUUUGGGAAACUCUGGGGCCAGCAAGAGCUCCCCCAAACCAAGUGUAAUCAUAAAUGCACCGCAGCCACCCAGACCUGGUGGUGUUUCAACCAACAACCCAUACAACCCCUACGGCAGACGUCAGCGAGCCCAUUCCCCGACUCUCGACAAUGUUGUCCCCUCUCCACAGAGAUUGCAGAAACCUCAGUCCGGUCGCCAUCCAGGUGGAGCGUCACCUUCGAUACCUUAUGCCAACUCACCGCACGAAGGACACCCCUAUAACGGACUCCCUGGAGGUGCUUCCCAAUCCGGCCCCGCCUCUCCUGCUCCAGGAACAUUCGGCCAGCAUGAACCCACGAAAGACAGCGUUCUCUCUUUCGGAUCUAGCCUAUUUGGGAGAUUUUCCACUCGCAAGUAA
Rhizoctonia solani is the source of this 1233-nucleotide messenger RNA. RefSeq lists its product as uncharacterized. The transcript has 7 exons. Bases 1 to 1233 code for a protein of 410 amino acids. Lineage: Eukaryota; Fungi; Basidiomycota; Agaricomycetes; Cantharellales; Ceratobasidiaceae. The record is from RefSeq and is a predicted model, not a curated record.